UGGGUGGUUCUAUCAUCCAAACAAGGAUCCUCCAAAGCUCAGACAGAAAAGUCAACUUGUAAAGAAGCUUGAGUCUUCUCUGCUCUCUGCGCCUCAGGGAGCCCUUUUCCUAUGGGGCUUGUUGCAGAAUGCCCCAAGCGAGGAUGGUGGCUGAGAAUUCCUCUGUGACGGAGUUCAUCCUCGCAGGCCUAACCCACCAACCGGGGCUCCAGCUGCCCCUCUUCUUCUUGUUCCUGGGCUCCUACAUGGUCACGGCGGUGGGGAACCUGGGCUUGCUCACACUGAUCGGGCUGAGCUCUCACCUGCACACCCCGAUGUACUUCUUCCUCUAUAAUCUGUCCUUCAUAGAUUUCUGCUAUUCCACCGUCAUCACUCCCAAAAUGCUGAUGAGCUUCAUCUCGGAGAAGAACGUCAUCUCCUACGCAGGGUGCAUGACUCAGCUCUUCUUCUUUCUUUUCUUUGUCGUCUCUGAGUCCUUCAUCCUGUCAGCCAUGGCAUACGACCGCUACGUCGCCAUCUGUAACCCACUGGUGUACGCAGCCACCGUGUCUCCCCGCGUCUGCUUACUUCUUUCAUCCGGUGUCUAUGUGAUGGGGUUUGCUGGGGCCAUGGCCCACACCGUGUGCAUGGCCAGACUGACCUUCUGUGCCAACAAUCUGGUUGACCACUACAUGUGUGACAUCCUCCCCCUUCUGGAGCUGUCUUGCACCAGCACCCACGUGAAUGUGCUGGUAGUUUUCGCGGUGGUGGGCAUCGACAUAGGUGUGCCCAGCCUUACCAUCUUCAUUUCUUACGCCCUCAUCCUCUCCAGCAUUCUCCAUAUUCGUUCCACCCAGGGCAGGUCCAAAGCCUUCAGCACCUGCAGCUCCCACAUGAUUGCAGUUUCUCUUUUCUUUGGGUCCGGGGCAUUCAUGUACCUCAAGCCAUCUUCUCUUUUACCUCUGAGCCAGGGGAAGGUGUCUUCCUUGUUCUACACCAUUGUGGUGCCGAUGCUCAACCCCUUAAUCUACAGCCUGAGGAAUAAGGAUGUCAAAGUUGCUCUGAAAAAAACCUUGAGCAAAAAAACAAAUUCAUUCACCUGAGAAAGGAGCAAUAGGGACUUUAGGAAAGGGACUGUUUUCCUUCCACAGAUGAUUCAGUUUCCGUUGGUUGCAUGGAAGAAGUUUCAGGGAAAAACCAAGAUGGCGGCAUAGGUAAAGACCGGAGUUUGCUGACUCGC
Messenger RNA from Myotis brandtii (Brandt's bat), 1219 nucleotides. RefSeq names its product olfactory receptor 145. NCBI's taxonomy places the organism in Eukaryota, Metazoa, Chordata, Mammalia, Chiroptera, Vespertilionidae. The transcript is spliced from 2 exons. The record is from RefSeq and is a predicted model, not a curated record. The coding region runs from base 129 to 1082 and encodes 317 amino acids. Gene Ontology annotation, biological process: G protein-coupled receptor signaling pathway; sensory perception of smell. Gene Ontology annotation, molecular function: odorant binding; G protein-coupled receptor activity; olfactory receptor activity. Gene Ontology annotation, cellular component: membrane.